Molecule: messenger RNA, 3488 nt
Organism: Magnolia sinica
Lineage: Eukaryota; Viridiplantae; Streptophyta; Magnoliopsida; Magnoliales; Magnoliaceae
Product: phosphatidate phosphatase PAH1
Exons: 11
Coding region: 406-3150 (914 amino acids)
Molecular function (GO): phosphatidate phosphatase activity
Source: RefSeq, a predicted model, not a curated record
UCCAACUCCCCAAACCGGAAUUUGACGACGGAGAAUUCAUAGCUAUAAAUAUUUCGAAAAACAAAAAAUAAAAAAUAAAAAAUAAAAGCAAAAGAAAAGUCUUCCUUUUUCUCUUUCAGUCUUCUUCUCUCUGCUUUCUCUCUCUCUCUCUCGGUCUCUCCCUCUCCUUCUGAGAAGUUGAAACUGAAAGUGGGGUUAUAAUUAGAAAUAAAAUCAGUGCAGUUUUCUGGUGUUGGGGCAUUAAUUUAUGUUAAUCUAUUGGAUUCCCUGAGUGAUUUGCUUGGAGAUUGUGUUCGUGAAGCCGAAGGAUCAAGAAGCUUUUUCCUUCUCAAUAACAAACGAAGGAUCACAAAAUGUUUCAGUGGAUAUUCCAAUUCAUUAUCGGUUAUUGACAGGUGGCUUAAGAUGAAUGUUGUUGGUAAAGUUGGGAGUCUCAUUUCACAGGGUGUUUACUCUGUUGCUACCCCAUUCCAUCCCUUCGGUGGGGCAGUUGAUGUCAUCAUUGUUGAGCAGCAAGAUGGGACCUACAGAAGCACACCUUGGUAUGUGCGUUUUGGUAAAUUUCAGGGUGUUCUCAAAGGUGCCGAGAAAGUUGUUCGCAUUUCAGUCAAUGGUGUUGAUGCCGGGUUUCAUAUGUAUCUUGAUAAUUCAGGCGAAGCUUAUUUUGUAAGAGAGGUUGUGUCAAGUAAAGAUACAGAGAGUGAUCAGCAUCUGAAGAAUUCAGAUAUUUCAGAAUCUACCCAGGAUGAUAAUGGCAGUAAUCUACAAAGUGAGAAUGGAGUCUCCAAUGCUGGUGACAUUGAAUUCUCAAACGCAUGUGUUGAAAAUGGCGAGAUUGAGAAUGAAGAGGAGUUGCUUGAAUUUCGCAAGGAGCAGGCUUCUCAAGCGAGUCCUGUUGGGUCACUGGGGUAUGGAGCUUAUCAUUAUGGGAGCUUAGAUCAGGUGGAGGAUUUAGUGAAAUCCCAGGGUUCAGAGUCAGAAGUAGUGUUAGUGAGUGUAGAUGGUCAUGUGCUGACAGCACCCAUCUCUUCGUCUGAGGAGAACACUGAUUACGUGCAGCUAAGUACGCCCCGGUUCCAUCUAGGCCCAGCUGAAGGAACUGAGGUAACAAUUGAGCAGCUGCAAGAUUCAGCCGAGUUUAGUGGAAAUAAUGGGGAUCUCAGAACCAGUGAAGAUGCAUGGGUAGCAGGUUUAUUUGGUGAUUUGGAUGAAUCCAAACGCAACGGCGUAUUCGAAGGUAUUCCCCCCGUCUCUGAUGGUGCUGAUACUUCUGACUAUUCAUCUGAUGGCUGUAAAGCUGCCAGGAAGCUUUCCUACCAAGCACAAGAGGCUCCCAACACAGAGAACGUGGGAGACAAUUUGGGCAUGCACGGUAGCUCUGAGGAUAUUGAUGCUAGUAUGAGUAGAAAUGAGAUUUUUAGAAGUUGCAUGGAGCUUUCAGAACUAACCUUAAGCAUCGACGAUGAAAAUUCACCAGGCACAGGCUUUCCAUUGAUGGGAUUGGCAGUGAAUAGUGGCAUGUACGAUUCACAGGAAAAUUCUCCUUCUACUCUCCUGUCAAAGGAGGAAACACAAGCUGGGGAUCAUCAGAAAUUAGAAAAUCGUGCCACAGUACCUUUUCCCAUCUCCAAUCCACUGUGCAAUGAUGAGUCUCCCACUGUACCUAUACAGAUUGAGGCCUCUGAAAACAAUGCUGUGGUUAAUGAAAACACAGAUGACGUUGUUUCUGUACCCACCAUAACUAAUGUUUCGCAAAAGUAUGAGCAGCUUGGUGCAGCUCCAGAGCCGCAAAAUUCUGAAAGUGAAGGAAUGAUUGUCCCUGAAGAAGAAUGCACUAAGCUCAAGACUGGGGAAUCCCUUUCAGCGAUCUCUGGUGGUGGGAAGAAGUCUGAUGCGGGCUUGGGUUUUGAGAUUUCUCUUUGCCGCAACUUUCUCCAUGCUGGUAUUGGUCUGGGUUCUGCUGAGGAAGCCUUCAAUGCCCAUCAGAUAUCUGCGGAGGAGUUUAAGGUCUCUGGAGGAUCAAUUAUUAAGAAUGAGAACCUCAUUGUUAGAUUUAAAGGGCGAUAUUUGACGUGGGAUAAAGCUGCUCCUAUCAUUCUUGGAAUGGCUGCUUUCGGUUUGGACUUUCCUGCUGAGCUGAAAGAGGCUAUUCCUGUUGAACAGGUGGAGAUGCCAAAGAGCAGGGAAAAUAGUCCUGUUCUCUCUUCCGCACCUUCUGGUCGCAGUUGGAGACUCUGGCCAAUACCAUUUAGAAGGGUUAAAACCCUUCAACACAGUAACAGUACCUCUUCAAGUGAUGAGAUAUUCGUUGAUUCCGUGCCUUACUUGAGUCCACUUGCAGAACCAACACAGACACGCAAUAGUGAUAGUCAGACUUCUCACAAGCAGUUUGUACGGACAAAUAUUCCUACUAGUGAGCAGAUUGCAUCUUUGAAUUUGAAAGAUGGUCAAAAUAUGGUAGCCUUCAGUUUCUCAACCAGGGUCCUAGGAAAUCAACAGGUUGAUGCCCAUAUUUACUUGUGGAAGUGGAACACAAGAAUAGUUAUAUCUGAUGUUGAUGGGACAAUUACCAGGUCCGAUGUCCUAGGCCAGUUCAUGCCUCUAGUUGGGAAAGAUUGGACACAGUCUGGGGUAGCACGCCUUUUCUCUGCAAUUAAGGAAAAUGGUUAUCAGCUACUCUUUCUGAGUGCACGUGCAAUUGUCCAGGCAUAUUUGACUAGAAGUUUUCUUCUGAAUCUGAAACAGGAUGGAAAAGCGUUACCCAGUGGGCCUGUUGUCAUUUCACCUGAUGGAUUAUUUCCCUCAUUGUAUCGAGAAGUCAUACGGAGAGCGCCUCAUGAGUUCAAGAUUGCGUGUUUGCAGGAUAUUAGAGCACUUUUCCCUUCAGACUACAACCCAUUUUACGCAGGCUUUGGAAACAGAGACACCGAUGAGCUCAGUUACAGGAAGAUGGGGAUCCCAAAAGGCAAAAUAUUCAUUAUCAAUCCUAAGGGUGAGGUGGCUGUUAAUCAUCACUGCAUUGAUGUGAAGUCGUAUACCUCGCUGCACACGCUGGUCCAUGACAUGUUUCCCCCCACUUCAUUGGCUGAGCAGGAGGAUUUUAACUCUUGGAAUUACUGGAAGAUGCCCAUACCGGACAUUGACUGCUGAGCCAUGAUGGUAUGAUGCAUAUAAGCUUCUUCUCUUCUACAAUCCCUUUACAACCCGUUGAUCAGAGGAUUUGAUUCCCGGCGGAAUCAAUACAGCUCACAAUGCUUCUCGCUACUUGUCAGCUCUUGGAGGAUACGUAUGGCGGAUUCAUUGAUUCGAUUUUCUGGUCAGUUUCAGAGGCAGCUGUAAUUUGUAAACCAUUGAUUCUUUUAUUUGGGAAGCUACAAGAACUGAAAAUUGAAACGAUGGGAAAUAUUUGUCAGAAAGAAAAAAAAAAAAAAAACCACAAUUUGUACCCAUGCUCAAGCUUUUCCUGUAAGAAAAUAAAGAUUCUGACA